Didymella exigua CBS 183.55 is the source of this 1007-nucleotide messenger RNA. RefSeq lists its product as uncharacterized. The record is from RefSeq and is a predicted model, not a curated record. Bases 189 to 701 code for a protein of 170 amino acids. The transcript has a single exon. Lineage: Eukaryota; Fungi; Ascomycota; Dothideomycetes; Pleosporales; Didymellaceae.
GAGCUCCUGAUACGAACCUCUCACCUCCUUCUCAUGCUCGAAAAAUCGAUGGAUCAGGAAGACAACUCAUCGGCCAAAGCUGUCGUCUUUGGCUCGUUCGGGUAGCAAACCAUUGCCGCCGCAAAAGAAGAUGGGAAUCACAACACACUCAAGCGCUGACCUUCUACGCCGCUCUGUGAGGGCAGGCAAUGAUGACGAUGUGGGCAAAAGCAAGUUUGACUCUAGUCGUGCCGGAGAGCAAAAAGAGAAUGACCCGAAGGCGAUUUGAACGCCUAACCUUCAGGAGACACCUUAACUGGAAUCUGACGCGCUACCAUUGCGCCAUCGGGCCGGUAAACCGUGUCAUUCGAUUUGAUAAAGGAUUUGUGACAACAGUCCUAUUUAUACUCAGUAAAAGCUGUCCCACGACUUGCCAGCAUGGACUCAGUCGCAUGUCCCAAUGCACCUCGUUCGAAAUUAAUGCCUGCAAUCUAUUUUGUGCAGUUCAACCCGCGUUAUUAAGUUACCAAUUUCAAUGUGGAAAGCAACCGUGCUUCAACCCCACCACCCCACAUUGCCUAGCACAAGCAUCGGCCAGGACCGCGGCACAGCAGCGAGUUCCCAUGUGCAGACAAUCCGCGUCUUUACAUAUCUCAAGCGACUUGGCAGCUGUUUCUGUCUGCCCCUAUAGAACUACGGGCCGCUCCGGGUCUUUUCGAUAAUAAUUGCUGUCACAGUCGAACCUAAUAGAAGCGCGCCAAGCGGAGUUGAAUUGAGGAGUUGUAUGUCUGAAAGAACGCUUACCCUUCUAAAAAAACAGUCGACACCAUUGUCCAUCCUGUCACAACAGCUUCCAAACCGACAAAAACAUCUCCGCUCCCAGAAUCGAACUAGGGACCUUUCGAUAACAACAGCUAUUACAGUCGAACGUGAUAAACCAACUACACCAAGCGGAGUUGUGCGUCUGCAAAGAACGCGCUUGUGUCUGAUUUGACUGAUGAAGGGUCAUCUUGGAUGGUGUGCUCAUG